Molecule: messenger RNA, 3130 nt
Organism: Nerophis lumbriciformis (worm pipefish)
Lineage: Eukaryota; Metazoa; Chordata; Actinopteri; Syngnathiformes; Syngnathidae
Gene: fzd3b
Product: frizzled class receptor 3b
Biological process (GO): canonical Wnt signaling pathway; non-canonical Wnt signaling pathway
Cellular component (GO): plasma membrane
Molecular function (GO): Wnt receptor activity; Wnt-protein binding
Source: RefSeq, a predicted model, not a curated record
CUUUAACGUGCAAUUGUUGUUCCCCUUUACCCAGUGGAAAUAGACCACACAGUAUUAAGUCAAUGCCAAAGAUCCACAGGCAGCUUAUGUCCAGUCAGUGCACUGUGGGUCAAUGUGAUCACUGUGCGCGCUCACGUUGAUUGCGCGCCCUCGCUGCACGCGCUGCAGGGACCCAGCUGUGGACGAGGGCGGACAAGGACUGUUGUUGCACUGCAACGGAGCUGCCGGACUCGAGCACCAGGACCGCUCUCCCAGCCCCCAGUGACGGGACCUGCCGAAAGAAGCUUAAAAUGCGAAAGAUUCCCAAAACAAAGCGAUAUCACUUGGAAGACAAGAUGGAUAUUGUGGAUUUGUUAAAGUGUUGCUGGCAGAGAGAGUGAGGAGACAAAAGAGGGACCAACAACAACCCAGAGGAGCCAUUCUCUCAGGCCCCUGCUUUGGAAUUCAUCUCCAACAACGGAAUAAACCAGUAGGUGGAAAAUGCUGCAGGAUGCUUUGCAAGCGACGAACAAUCAGCACUGAAAGUAAAUAGCUGAGAGCAAGUGGCGGAUUCUUUCAUGCUGCUCCAAUCAUUUGGGCCUCCACCUCCUUGCAGCCCAGGAAGCCUAUAUAAUGUGCCUCCUAUUUAUUUUUAAAUCUUCACUGCCGGUUGCCUCCAAUGCAAAGAAGGCUUAGAAGAAUUUUCGGCGACCCUGUGGGCUAUAGUUGAUAGUCUGGCUUUUCUCCGGUAUUAAAAUGCAAGAAUUGUUUGGAAGGGAUCAUAUGGGAGAGUACAAGACAAUCUUCUGCAGACGAACUGCUCGAUUUCCUCGUUUUCCCAUCCCGCUCUUCCUUCUCCUUUUAUUCAUGGCUCCUCCGGCCAUUGCCAUUCACAUGGAGGCCACGGAGAGCCACAGCGAGUUCAGCUGUGAGCCCAUCCGACUGAGAAUGUGCCAGGAUCUGCCUUACAACACCACCUUCAUGCCCAACCUACUGAACCACUACGACCAGCAGACGGCCGCACUUGCCAUGGAGCCGUUCCAUCCCAUAGUGAACCUGGUGUGCAGCCCAGAGUUGAGGAUGUUCCUGUGCGCGCUCUAUGCUCCUGUGUGCGUGGUGUACGGCCAGGUUUCCAUGCCGUGUCGUGCCCUCUGCCAGCAGGCCAAGGACGACUGUCAGAAACUGAUGGACAUAUUUGGACUCACCUGGCCAGAAGACAUGGAGUGCAGCAGGUUUCCAGAGUGCGACGAGCCGUAUCCUCGUCGGGAGGACCUGGAGAAGGACUCUGAGGCCACCGAUGAGUCGUCCAUGACUGUCCAGAGAGACUAUGGUUUCUGGUGCCCCAGAGAGCUGAAGAUGGAUCCAGACUUGGGUUACUCUUUUAUGGGCAGGAAACACUGCUCUGCUCCCUGCCCUUCCAUGUACUUCAGCCAACAGGAUGUCACCUUCAUACGAUACUUCAUCGGGGUCAUCUCCAUUGUUUGUCUCUCCGCUACUUUGUUCACCUUCUUGACCUUCCUCAUUGAUGUCACCAGGUUCAGAUACCCUGAGCGCCCAAUCAUCUUCUAUGCUGUGUGUUACAUCAUGGUGUCACUGGUGUUCUUCCUGGGCUUCCUGUUGGAUGACAGUGUGGCGUGUAACUCUGUCAACCACGCACAGUUCAAAGCUUCAACCGUAACACAGGGCUCACACAAUAAGGCAUGCACCUUGUUUUUCAUGAUCCUCUACUUCUUCACCAUGGCGGGCAGCAUAUGGUGGGUCAUCCUAACCAUCACUUGGUUCCUGGCAGCUGUGCCUAAAUGGGGCAGCGAGGCCAUCGAGAAGAAAGCCCUCCUCUUCCACGCUGUGGCCUGGGGGCUUCCAGGGGGCCUGACCGUCACCCUUUUGGCCCUCAACAAAAUCGAAGGCGAUGGGAUCAGUGGAGUGUGUUUUAUAGGACUGUACGACAUAGACGCUCUACGGUGGUUUGUCCUGACCCCGCUAUGCCUCAACGUGGUGGUGGGUGUCUCUCUUCUCUUGGUGGGCAUUGUGGCUCUGAACCGCGUGCGCAUGGAGAUCCCGCUGGAGAAAGAGAACCAGACCAAACUAGUCAAGUUCAUGAUCAGAAUGGGGGUUUUCUCCGUGCUCUACCUCGUCCCCUUGCUGACCGUGAUUGGCUGCUACGUGUACGAGCACACCUACCGCGCCGUGUGGGAGACCACCUGGAUGGAGGAGAACUGCCGCCGCUAUCACAUCCCCUGUCCUUACAAGGUGGAGCAGAGCAGCCGACCAGCCACGGCCUUGUUCCUGGUGAAAUACCUGAUGAUGCUGGUGGUGGGGAUCCCUUCUGCUUUCUGGGUGGCCAGCAAGAAGACCUGCUUUGAGUGGGCCAGCUUCAUGCAUGGACGCAGACGCAAAAACAGUGGAGUGAACGAGUCCCGCCAGGUGCUGCAGGAGCAGCCAGACUUGGCACAGUCUCUGCUGCGUGAACCUAACACCCCCAUCAUCAGGAAGUCCAGAGGAACGUCCACUCAGGGUACCUCCACUCAUGCCUCCUCCACUCACCUUGCUGUCCUUGACGACCUCGACGAGCCCCUCAGAGGUCUCCACUGCCAGCCUACCUCUACCAGGAGCAAAGCAAGCAGCAGCCACAGCAAAGCCAGCUACCAUGGCAGCCUGCGCCGCCCUCGCGAUGACAGGAGCGACACUGUGGUCUACAGAGGCGCUGAGGAGCGCAGUUUCCACGGCAGCAUGUCACAUCUCAACCACCAGCCCUCUAUUCACGGCAGCCUCAAGCACCUUAACGGCAGCCAGAGGAACGUAAGCGAGGCCCCGCCUACGCUCAUCACGCAUGGAUCCACGGCGAGUGACUGCCGGGUUGUGGAGUAUGAAGGCACCAGUGCCUGAGAACUGCAAGUUAGUGUCAAGGAGAUGUUUGGUGGACAUUGGACUCCAGAAGCAGUCAAACCAUUAACAUUCCUGCUGUCAACAAUCUAAAUGGCUUUCACUCACGUGUUAACAACUUCAUUCAUUUGACUGGAGGCUGAUUGUAACCCCGGAUUUCCACUGGAUGUGUAACCGCUGUGGUGUGGAUACGUUUCCAUUCCCGUCAAUGUGUGAGUUUCCACCACCCGUGUGUCAUGGCUCUGGCAGUCCGCAGCCCUACACAAAU